Messenger RNA from Bemisia tabaci, 5429 nucleotides. Lineage: Eukaryota; Metazoa; Arthropoda; Insecta; Hemiptera; Aleyrodidae. The record is from RefSeq and is a predicted model, not a curated record.
AUCCGCUAUGACAAGACGCCCGCUGUCGCGAUGUUCACCCGCCGCGCGUAUUUCGCUCACGUGCUUGUGUUAUUUUUAAACUCGCCGCUCAUUUUCGCCUCUUUAGAGGGUAACUGUUGUUCGAGGGCCGAAGGUGCAUGCCGAAGUGCUUGUGAGCAGCUAUCUCCGUCAAAUUUUGCGGCCGAUACACAAGCCCGAUUGCAGCGAGUUGCAGAUCUCGAAAACGUUUGCAAUCCUCAAUUGUUUCAUUUCUGGAGGUGUAUUAACGGAACGCUAGAAGAGAUUAAUAAGAGCCCGCAUUGGCAUGGACGACCUUGCUGCACGUUUGCCCAGUCGGAGCGGUGCAAAGAAGCCUGUCUGUCGGCCAACUCCCGAUCGGAUCUCGUGUCCAACUGCAGGUACAGCGACGAGCUCGCUCUCUUCACCUGUGUCGAUCGUCAAAAGUUGGGGGCGGAGUGUUGCAGCAAUGCGCGGAGUCUGGAGUGCGAGGGGGCGUGUCGCGCCGUUUUCCGGAGUCAGCUGACACCGAGCCACCAGGUGAGGAUGGCCGUGACGGAGGCCUGCAGUCAAAACAGCCCCAAAGUGACCCAUUGCCUCAAGAACAUCAUUCGGGUAGCGCCUGUCGCCAACCCUCACAAAUACUUGCAUUGUUGUGAAAAAUCAACGGAUAGUCAAUGCAGAGAAUCGUGUCGGAAAAGCCUGAGAAUAAAAAGCACGGACCACGAAAUAAUCGAUAGCCUGCAAGAAGGAGGAUGUGGACCUCCGCUCCUUCAUCUAUCUAGCUUACCAUUGUGGCAGUGCUUUAUGCAGAAAACUGAGGACAAGGAAAGCAAUGUUGACCGGACAGGUCUUGAUGCAGCGAAACUGCAUUGUUGUUACCGAGCUGUCUCACCACAAUGCAGAAGAUUGUGUCUAGAAACUUUCUCUACCGAGUGGACAAAAUCCUGGGAGAACUUUGAUAAAGAAUGUCUUUCUCAUACCUCUGAGGAAAGUCUCUUCUAUUGUUUAGAGGAAGUGGAGGAGCCGUGUGAGUUGGGUUGUGAUGGCCUCAGUUACUGCACCAACUUUAACAAUCGCCCCACACAAUUAUUUCGGAGCUGCUCCAAUGUUGCUGAUGAGGCAGCGCGUUAUGAUGUCGCUUUGUGGCAACAGCAAGGGACCCUUGUUCUCCCAGGCCUCCAGUUACCUGUCAAAAAUAUUUCGUCAUGUUCGCCUCAAGCCUGGAAAGCUGUCGCUUGCACCAUUCAAAUAAAACCAUGCCAGCGACAUUCUCAUAUCAACACCAUUUGCAGAGAGGACUGUUUUGAACUUCUGAAUCGGUGCCUUGACUGGGAUCGAAUGCCGAAGGGUCACUCAGCAGCAGCUGUUUGCAACAAGCUCUCGAGCAAUUCAGCUGGUCCUUGUGUCUCAUUGCAACCAUUUUUAGAGCCUAGCAAUGCUUUGUAUCCCUACAGAUUGGAUCAGCUGACCACGCCCUGUCGAGGAGACCCUUGUCCUUUCGGUCAAGUUUGCUCUGUCAACCGCAACUGUCGCCUCGGGCUUCAUUGUCCUGCGUAUACUUGCACACCAGGUUGCAAAUUAGGUGAAGUUUCUCAGUAUAUUGUUCCUGAAGGAUCUUAUGUAAGGAUUCCUGCUCCAAGCGGGCAGAAGGGCUAUCUGAAAAUUUGCCGUUGUAUGAGUGACGGCUCAAUUGGAAAGUGCCAGCCAAUGCCCUACUUUCCGUUGGAAGCUUGUUGGCUGGGAGUGAAACAAAUAGAUCAUGGUGCAUGGUUUUAUAUGGAGUGUAAUGUGUGUAGUUGCUAUGCAGGAGAGAUAACAUGCACCAAGAAACAGUGUGAUAUUCCUGCACUAGGAGGCCAUGAUUUUACGUACACUAGCCUCCCUUGCAACUGUGCACGUCACUAUGUCCCUGUCUGUGGUCGGAAUGGAAAUACGUAUCCUAACUCGUGUCUUGCCAAGUGUGCAGGAUUGACUGAUGCUGACUUUGAGUUCGGACAAUGCGAGAGUUUAAACGCAUGUGAUUCAAAAACAUGUCCUGAAGGAGAGACAUGUGUUCGUGCCCGACAAGUCUGCCUGUCCCUCCUACACAAGCCAUGCAAGCAAUAUCAGUGUGUUAACAAGCGAGAAGCCUGUAGCAGUCUACCAAAAGAACACGUCUGUGACACUGAUGGACAGGAACAUCACAACAUUUGUUUCCUAGCGCGCUAUGGCAAAACAUUAGCUUAUCAUGGCCCAUGUCUUCAUGGCUGCAGUAAUUCAGGGCCAGUAUGUGGUGUGGAUGCCAACACAUAUGUAACUGAGUGUGCUGCGCAAGCGCAGUAUGUGGCAAUUGACUACCGCGGACCAUGUACAUCGGUUGGACUGGCAACAACCCACCGUUGCGCACGUGUUGUCUGUCCACCUCUUCCUAUUCCUGACUGUGUUGGCAUUACUCCGCCAGGAGCUUGUUGUCCAGUGUGUGCUGGAGCUUUACGAAUACUCUACAGCCAAAAGCAAGUGGAUAGAGCAUUAUAUGCGCUCAAAGAAGGAGCUGCAAUGGGCUCACUAACAGUUUCUGCUGUAAUCCGUGCUCUUGAUCGACUGAUUCAGGUGGCGGAAUGUUCAGCCAGGGGUCACUUGACGAUUGAACUAGACUUAAUGGUUCUUGUUAUACCAGUGACACCGCGACCAUCAGCUCUGCAACUGGAGGCAUGCGUAAGGGAAGCAGAAAAACUAGCCAGCCUCAUUCAUCGAGGCAGUCCGCGAAUCUUGAGCGAGCUCAGUCUAAGUGCACUCACGGAGGCAACAGUGGUUCACUCAGAAGUUACCAGCGCUGCUAGCUUAUUAGUUUUCCCUAGCUGUGCUGCAAUGUUAGUUGCAGUAUUAUGCGCAGGAAAGUUUCUAACAUAGUAGAUCAGUUACCAUUGUUCGCUUGCUUUGUUUCAAAAUUGAAACAGGCAAUGUUGGUGCUUCAAAAGACUAUUAAGAUGUUUCCAAUAUGUUCCUUUCCCAUUUUUUUUUAAACUUCUGUGCCAGAAUGACUCUUUGUCAAAUGCACAGUAAUAAUGAUGGAUCAGCAAGACUUUUGUCACCAGUAGUGAUUCUUACAAGUUGGCAACUCCUGUUUUUUUCCCAAUUUCAAAAAAUCGACCCUAGAACAGGCAGUCUCUCUAGAUGAAUAUUGAUUGUUUUAAAUAUAUCUGAAUGGACAAAACUCAGUGGUGCCAACUUAUGAGAAUUAUCAUUGUUUGUCACAUAAAAAACAAUACUGCCUAAAUAAACUUUCAAGUAUCUUGCAGUAGCUUGUAAAUAACCUCAUUUCUAUCACUCUAAGCAAGAAAUUGAUGGAAGGUUAAUCUUCUGAUUCCUUCUGCAGUACUAUCUCUUGGAACUCAUCUUCAUAAAAAGACAGUCCGUUUGCUCAUUUCAUUAGGUAUAUUACCAUUGCUAAUUCAAGUCUGCUAAAAAAGUUACCUAGGCAGUAUUGUUGCUUAUGCAAUGAUGUGUAAAAUAUUCUCCUGAAUUUCAUUUACUGAUAUGAGAGUCUAAAAGAAGUCAUUCUCAAAUAACUCUUCAUUUUCGUUUAACCAACUCUGAAAAAAAGUAAAAUAAUUUCAACCAUAUUCCUAGCUGAUUGUGGCGCCAGCCAGAGGCAUGGUUUGUUUAACCACACUCCUUGCUGAUGCAACUACACCUCUAGCUGGCACCAAAAUUAGACAGAAAUCUAGUUGAAAUUACCAUAAUUUUUUUUGUAAAGAACACCAUUUGAAGGUAACUUCGAAACUUUUUUUUUUUUAAUACCAAGAUAUUAGGUAUUCUAGAUUCUAUACAGCUUAAAAGACUGAUAAAAAUAUCUUGCAUCCUUUUUUACCUUGGUCUAAUAAUUUAAAUCUGAUACAGUGGAGGAUUAAGAGCUGAUUCAGAAAUCAUUUUAUUAUUUGGCUACCUCCACUUGUUGAAUAUUUCUUAACCCACCGGAGAUUAUUUGCAAGGUGCAAAAGGUGCAAAUUAUUCAUGUUAUCUGAUCCAAUUUUGUGAGGUUCACUCUUUUAGGAUAAUCAAUCAAUACAUUGUUUAUCCCAUAUGCACAGGCUACAGUGAGAUCUUGAACAAAUGACAUCAAUAGUUUCGUCAAUUUCUUGAGAGAUAAACUAAGCUGAAGUGACCAAACUUGGAUUGGCAUUGACUGAUAUGUUACACUGAAUAAUUUUUGACAUCACUAUCUCUUAUGAUUCCCACAAAGUAUUUGAUUGAAAUCUGAUCUUUGCUCUAGGAAUUCAGAAUUUUGCAUUUCGUAAAAUUAAUUUUCGAAUAUUGUGGAAUCUCACGAAAUUGGAAUCAUAUUUUCAUAUUUUAGAUUUGAUUAAUUAUCUGUGAUACUAAACUUGUUAUUAUGUAUAAUUGUAAAUACUCAUCUUGUAAAUAUAUGUGAUAACUUAGAGUGCCAAAGAUAUAACUGAACACAGAAUUUUCAAUAACUUUAUUUUUUCCUUCCUUGAUGACUCAAAAAUAGGACAUAUUUUCCAUCAAAGAAAAGUUGCGAAGUUGAUGGUAUUACAAAAAUGAUUUUUUUCUUUACAAAAAUUAAAAGAAUAAAAGAAGCUUUAGUGAUGACAGAAUUUGGACUACAAAAGCAAUUAGUGCAUGUAAUAAAAAUAGGUUUGUUCUUUUUUUUUUCUGAUAUUUAAAUUUUAUUAAGUCAAAUAGCCACCAUUAGCCUACAGACUUCAGAUGUAAUUCUAUCGGCUACUGUAAUCAAGUUAUGACUCAAAAUUUUCCAGUUCAUGUCAUUUUAUUUUUAAAGAUGAAUUUUAAAUAUUUCCCCCAUUUUGUGCAUAAUAUUUCUGUUCACCAAGUUGUAGUUAGGUAUAAAUGAAUUCAUAUCAAGAAUCCGUGUAUUUCAUCAUAUUUUAUUUUCCUCUUUCAAGCAAAUUUUGUCCUUACUUCAAGAACAUUUUUAAAAAGUGUACAUUUUUCUAUUUUUUGUUGGAUAUAAUUUUAGUGCAGUAGUAGCUUGAUAAAAAAACAGACAAUCUGACAUUACUAUUGUGCUCAAAUCUGUCUGGUUAGUACUCAUUUACAGAGAAUCUUGACGGUUUCAGCACCAAGAGAAAUCACCGAAAACAAUUUUAAAGUUUUUUUUUAAAAAAAGCAAUGAAAUGAUUAGCGACUGUUAAGAGAGUACUUACUGGAAUUUGCUUGAAAAUCUAUCCAAAAACUAAGCUCCUAUUAUGAUAUGUUAAGCUGGCCGAAAUACUCAUAAUGUUAUCGUCAUCUCAAACUAUCAUCUUAUUUCUGGUCAAAAUAUUUUCAUUGAUGAUGAUAAUUUAAGAUUAUACUGAUUUUUAUGUCACUAAAGUAAAAAUUCCUCAGUAAAAUAUGUGUAUUAUAAAGUCAUGUAAGUAUGUAAGUAAAGAAAAUUAAUCAUAAAUAAAAGAUGUUUUGUAAAA